Messenger RNA from Bufo gargarizans (Asiatic toad), 772 nucleotides. RefSeq names its product all-trans retinoic acid induced differentiation factor (gene ATRAID). The coding region runs from base 59 to 715 and encodes 218 amino acids. Lineage: Eukaryota; Metazoa; Chordata; Amphibia; Anura; Bufonidae. Gene Ontology annotation, cellular component: intracellular membrane-bounded organelle. Gene Ontology annotation, biological process: positive regulation of osteoblast differentiation. The record is from RefSeq and is a predicted model, not a curated record. The transcript has 7 exons.
CCAGAGAACCACGGUCACGUGACAGAUACCUGGUGUCACAUGACCGCGGCCGGGUAAGAUGGCGGCAGGAAGGCUUGUGUGUCUGCUCUUCCUGAUGAGCGGAGCGCUGGGCGAGGAGCAGCUCGUUUGCUCCUCAUGUCCUGGAGAGAUGACGAAUGUGACUGAACUGGGGAGACGAUGUGCGGCCACCCCCGGGGCCCGGAUAGUGUCCCGCUGCUGUGUGACCGGGGCCGACACCAUCACCGGGCUUGACCUCCAUAACUGCUCGCUGUCCCACCUGGACCCCACCAUCAAUCUGACCGCCGCUCUGGCUGCCAUAGACCUCUCCCAGAAUCCUCUGCAGGACCUGUGUAAUGAGACGUUCCAGGGUCUUACGGGUCUGGAGUACAUAGCCCUGCCCCCCAAUAUCAGCUGUCCUGGGGGUGACGGGGCGUGGACCAGAGUGAACAUCAGCGCCGACGUCCGGAUCUGCCAGGAUCAGAGGGAUGGGUGCAACAGCACAGAUGUGGCGCCGCUGUGUCCGGAGAACUCUCUGUGCACCCCUGCCGGCCCGGGGUAUACGCAGUGUCUGUGUGCGCCCGGAUUCAGCGGAUACAAGUGUCUGAGAGAGGGCUCCUUCCCCACGCUCCUGUUCUUCGGGAUCCUGGCCUCGGUCACGCUCACCCUCUCCAUCCUGCUGUGGUGCACGCAGCGGAAGAAGGUGAAGAGCCUGUAGCUGCAGGAUCCGCCAUGAUGACCUCCGCCUGCUCCUACCCUCUUCACUGCUACUGGC